AUGGUGGACGUGCUGGGCGGGCGGCCCCUGGUGACCCGCGAGGGCGCGGCGGUGGAGGCCGAGGCGGCUCUGCAGAACAAGGUGGUGGCGCUGUACUUCGCGGCGGGCCGCUGCGCCCCGUCCCGCGACUUCACGCCGCUGCUGUGCGCCUUCUACACGCAGCUCGUGGGCGAGCGGCGGCCCCCCGCGCCCUUCGAGGUGGUGUUCGUGUCGGCCGACGGCAGCGCCCGGGAGAUGCGGGACUUCAUGCGGGAGCUGCACGGCGCCUGGCUGGCGCUGCCUUUCCACGACCCCUACCGCCAUGAGCUGAGGACCAAGUACAGGAUCACCAUCACCCCCAAACUGGUGGUGGUGAAGCCGAGUGGAGAGGUCAUCACCGACAAGGGCCGCAAACAGAUCCGAGAGCGAGGCCUCGCCUGCUUCCAAACCUGGGUAGAGGCAGCCGACAUCUUUCAGAAUUUCUCUGCUUGA
Suncus etruscus (white-toothed pygmy shrew) is the source of this 471-nucleotide messenger RNA. It is a transcript of the gene NXNL2, whose product is annotated as nucleoredoxin like 2. Gene Ontology annotation, biological process: photoreceptor cell maintenance; sensory perception. Lineage: Eukaryota; Metazoa; Chordata; Mammalia; Eulipotyphla; Soricidae. The transcript has 2 exons. The record is from RefSeq and is a predicted model, not a curated record. The coding region runs from base 1 to 471 and encodes 156 amino acids.